Molecule: messenger RNA, 1329 nt
Organism: Closterium sp. Naga37s-1
Lineage: Eukaryota; Viridiplantae; Streptophyta; Zygnematophyceae; Desmidiales; Closteriaceae
Source: the annotation of a GenBank genome assembly
AUGUUCGACUCUUCUUCAUAUGUGAACGGCGAGGAUGACGCGCAGGGGAGGCGGAGGAAGGGCAAGGCGCGCAGCACCAAGGGGGAGGAGCACGACCCGCGCAACGCGCAGGCGCAUUCUCACGCCGUGAUUGCCUCAUCCCUCAUGCUGCCACCAGACGCACUGCCACUGUCAGGCAAGCGCAAGGCGCGGCGGUGGGUGAACGAGCGCCUGCUAAAGGACAUGGCGGGGCCGCUUACUGGCCCGGACGUCACCUCACUCUAUGCUCCGCCGCCUUGGGGAGAGAAGACAGAGCGGCCAGUGUUGGAGCGGCUGUCAGAUGUGGCGCUCUCCACGCCCUUUGAAGCCUUCGUGUGCCAGCAAUACCUUGCAGGGGCUACUUUCAACAAGUUGCCAUCCCGCAAGGCCAAGAGCAAGCAGUCUCGGGAGCAGGCCAGCAGCAGCAACCAGCACUCAGAAGCAGCAGGGGGAGCAGCAGUGGUGGCGGCAUCGCAGGCAGCGUGGAGGCGGGUGCCGGAGGCAGCUAAAGGGGCCAUGCGGCGCGCUGCAGGCUGGGUGGUGGUGGGGACUGUUGAGGCUCUGCUGGUGGCAUUUCUGCAACCGCCACCUGCUGUUGCUACUGCCACCACUGGCGCCACAAGCAGUCCAGGAGAAACGAGCGGUGAGGAUGGUAGGGGGGACGACAGCAGCACUGUGCCUUGUGCAGCAGCCAUUUCUGGGGGUGAUGGAGCAGAACAGCAGCAGCAGGUGGAGAAGGAGGAGCAAGAGCAGGUGGUUGGAGAGGGGAUGCUGGAGGGGAGUGGGAGUGUGAGUGGGAUUGGGAGUGUGUUGCCGGAGUGGUGUGUGCAGGCAGCAUGGGGCGACGUGGAGAGUGCUUUGGAGGCACAUGGAGGGAAGCAGAAGGGGGGCGUGAGCGGCGGUGCAGGUGCAGCAGAAGGGGAUGCGGACGGGGGUGGUGCGGGGAGGGGAGGGGAGGGAAGGCAGGUGCUGGUGUUUGCUGCAGAUGAUGCCUUCCUCAGACUGCUGCUGCACGGCAUGUGCCAGUUCCACGGAAUGCGGUCACUCUCUCUACCCGCAGCCAGCCUACCCGCGCACCUCCUCCUCUCCUUCCCCGCCCACCUCGCGCCCUCCACUCUCACCGUCGCCUGGCUUCCUCUCCCCCUGCCCUCUCAGCCGCCCCCCUCUGCCUCCCCAUCACAACCGCAAGAGCUGCCGCUCCCAGCGCCUCAAGAGAGUAACGUUGUCACAGCAGACCACCCUGCCUGGCCCUCGCAUCACAUUCGCCUGCACCACAUACUGCCUGCCUGCCCCCUGCCUAUCCCCGCAUAG